GAGUGUCUAUGACGUCAUCAUCAAUGGACACUGUUGUCAUUCCUGAAAUGUGAAACACUCCAGUCUGUAUUUGGCGCGUUUAAGAAAAUAGUCGAAUUUUGAACAAAUAUAUUAAAAAUGGCUGAUUACUGGAAGUCACAACCGAGGAAAUUUUGCCAAUACUGUAAAUGCUGGAUUGCGGACAACAAGCCUAGCGUUGACUUCCACGAGAGGGGAAAGAAUCACAAAGAAAAUGUGGCUGCCAAAAUCUCAGAGAUUAAGAAGAAGAGCAUUGAAAAGGCAAAGCAGGAGGCACGCAUGUCCAAAGAUUUUGCAGCAAUGGAAGAAGCAGCGCAGAAGGCUUAUGAGGAGGAUCUGAAGAGAAUGGAGAGGGAAUCGGAAGGAGGAUCAAGUUCUCCAGUCCGAGUGACACCACAGCCACGAGUGGCACCACAGCCACAACCUCAAGUAAAACAUCCACCCAAAAAGAAGCACAAGAAAAAUGAGAAAGCAAGCAGAAAGUUCAGAGACCAGACAGGAACGCAGGUCUGGGUGGAAGGCCUCACAGAUGAUGGACAAACUUAUUAUUACAACACAUUAUCUGGAGAGUCUCGGUGGGAAAAGCCAUCAGAUCUCAUGGGGGGGAACUCAGUCCCUACCCAGCCUGAGAGUUCCCCAGGCUCUGCUUGGAUGGAAGCUGUCAGUCCUGAUGGUUUUACAUAUUACUACAACGCAGAAACUGGAGAGUCCAACUGGGAGAAGCCAGCAGACUUUCCAUCUACUGAGGCAGCUGCAUCCAACAAAGAAGAGGAGAGCCAAGGGGAGCCUUCAGCCGCUCAGCCAGAGCAGAGCUCUGGAGGGGAAUCUCAGGAGGCGCAAGCCCCGGAACAACCUAAAAUCCCAAAGAUCAACUUCAGGAAAAGAAAAGUGGAGGCAGAACCAUCAGAAACAGAGGUAGAAGAUAAAGCCACUGAUGAUGCUCCUAAGGAGGAAGAGACUAAAAAAGAAGAAGAGGUUCAAAGCACACAAGCUGAGCCUGAGAAGAAAGAGGAAAAAGCAACACCAAAAGAGACAUUUGUCAGAAGGCCAAAAAAAGUGGCUAAUCCGUAUGGGGCGUGGGAAAAGGUUCAGGAGGAAGUAGAUCCAUACACAAAAGUGGACCUUCAGUUGCCCCAGGUGGAGGUGAGCACCACCGCCUCUCCGGCCGACCUUCCGGCAGAGCCCAAGCCCAAGUUCAGGGAGCGGGUCAUCACUUCCCUUGGGGACGAAGGCGGAUCGGCUUCGUUCAGGAAAAACAAAACACAGAACGGCAAAUCCAGGAGCUUCCGACAGCGAGAUGAGGAUGACUGACCCAAGCGGGCCAACAAUUCAAAUUAAGGAGAAUAAGACUUUUACACAAAUUAAAUUCUUUCUAGGAACAUUUUGAUGAUUUCAGUAAGAUAUUUAUUUUUUGUUCUCCUUAUUUUUUUAGUUAACAUUUUAGGACAAAUUGGCCUUGAAAAUCUUUAAAACCAAAUACCUUUUUUUUUUU
Molecule: messenger RNA, 1510 nt
Organism: Cololabis saira (Pacific saury)
Lineage: Eukaryota; Metazoa; Chordata; Actinopteri; Beloniformes; Belonidae
Gene: wbp4
Product: WW domain binding protein 4
Exons: 10
Coding region: 118-1329 (403 amino acids)
Biological process (GO): mRNA splicing, via spliceosome
Cellular component (GO): nucleus; precatalytic spliceosome
Molecular function (GO): RNA binding; protein binding; zinc ion binding
Source: RefSeq, a predicted model, not a curated record